Messenger RNA from Mesocestoides corti, 2115 nucleotides. The record is from the annotation of a GenBank genome assembly. Lineage: Eukaryota; Metazoa; Platyhelminthes; Cestoda; Cyclophyllidea; Mesocestoididae.
AUGUGUGGCGUUCGAAAAUAUCCGGACGCCAGACCGCAAAUAAGUCACCCCUCCAUCCCGCCACAAGGGACGGCCAACCUAACCAUUGUCUAUGGCCUCUUCUCUCUUUCCUGGUCGGGACUUGUCACUGAAUCACUUGGUGAACGGAACGCCCAUCACUCAAAACUUCCGUCCGAACGGUGUGACUAUCGCGGUGCUCGGUUGAAGAAGCCCCCACAGGCAAUCGUUGUACGAAUGCUUGAACCACCCAAGCCCUCUAUAGAUUCAGCCAAAUCCUUGGUCAGUAAAACUGGGGAAUCAAUUCGCCUUCCUUGUCGAGGUUUGCUCGCAGCUGUGAAUUGGCGGGACCGCCGCGAGCGAAACGACGUGGACCACCACUGCCACGACCUCCACGAGGAGCGGCAUAAGCGCCACGACCGCGAAUCGUCACCGAACGACCGCGACCUCUACCGAACUGCCCACCGCGGCCACCGGCGAAAGAGGUUGCCACUGGAUGAGAUACAUUUCUGCGAUUUGUCGGUUGGUAUUGAAAAGGAUUUCCGGGUUGUUUCUUGGGAAGAGUUGAGGACCUUGCUUCCAGAAGCCCCGUCCGAUGGAAGAGUGGAGUCCGGCCUUCUUUCUGACGGCCGAGCUUUUGCGCAAAAAACGGCAAGAAAAGACAAUUAUUUCUUGUUUCCUUCGAAAUCAGCAUACAUCCUCUACUUUACGCAUUAUUAUUUUUCACGUGAAAACCUCGAUCGCGAUCAAACAAUACGAAAAUUGAUGACAGAUAACGCUGCAGUACCAAUUGAGAAAAUAAUUGAGGCUCCUCGUUUGGCAUCAAUUGGAACAACUGUUGAUGACAUGAAGAAAGCUAUUGAAACCUGCAGCAAUUUACUCUGCUUAGUUAAUUCCUCUGAUGGACGGUGUUUUGUGAGGCGUAUCGACGGAUACCCAGGAAAUGCACCAUCUCCAUCUAACACUGGCGGUUUGCCUUUGGAUGCCAAAACGCGGGCCUCCUUUGAUGGCUCUUUGAGUAGUCUUGGGUUCUCUGAUCAUGCUUCACCAGCAGCUUCAGUUGACCCAACGUUGAAGGAUGAGGUCUCUACGACAAUUCCUGGAGUUGUUGCCACGACAGUUUACAACUUGCAGUAUGCGAACCCGGUGGAUACGGGCCUGUAUCAGCAGCCACCCGCCUUCAUCCGCCCUACUGCGCGGCCACCUUCGGCUGCAACCAUUAGCUCGACAAUGGCUGCUGCGAUGGCCGCUAUGACUCUCGGUCAGCCGCCACCGCACCCACCCCCUACUACGCCGCAUCUAUUUAGUCAUCUCCAACCUCAAAAUCAACUUGCUGCCACCUUCGCUGUCUUAAGUCAUCGGGGCACAGCACUAGCGCUUGCGAGUCACCUAAACCAGCAGUACAAUACUGUUCAAAGUCGCGGGGCCACAGCUCCGCCUUCUCAAACCCAACAACAAAUGUACCACCACCGGAGAACUACCCCUCCACCUCCGCCUCAAGCCGCUGCUGCAGCCGCCAACUUUUACCAAUUUCCUCCGCCCCAGUUCUACGCCUUCCAUCAUCCACACGAAAACAAUCCACCACCCCAAUUCGCCGCUGCUGCUGCCUAUCAACCUCAACAUUACGAUCAGUGGAGUGCAGACGCCGCAAAUGCCGCUCUUGCUGCGACAGGGAUUCAGCUACAAUACGCACCACCACAACCGCACAUGAUGGUUUGGUCACACACCCAACCGCAGAUAAAAACUUUGUCUCAGCCUCCUCAGGCCCCGCUUGCUCCACAGUCAACUGUACAAUCUGCCGCCACAUCAACCACUGUGGAUGGUGCCGUUAGUGGUGGAAGCAGUGGCGGUGGUGUUCAUCCGUGUGCAAAGGACGACCCUUCGAUUGUGGCUGUGACGGAUGCCAAUGUGGAUGCUAUUCCCAAGAAGACAGCAGUGUCACCGCCGCAACCCCACUCACGGCCUAACAGUGGUGCAAGUGCAAAAGGUAAAUUCAAGUCUUCUAAGGGCGGCGGCGGACACCACCAGAGGCCGCUGCACGUUAAUCGCAGUCCGCCAGCCGCCUCAAGCGCAAAAGAGUCCACACCUGUAGGCAUCAAUGUCUCCACAGAGGAAUAA